Gregarina niphandrodes is the source of this 1119-nucleotide messenger RNA. RefSeq names its product S54 family peptidase. Gene Ontology annotation, cellular component: membrane. Lineage: Eukaryota; Apicomplexa; Conoidasida; Eugregarinorida; Gregarinidae. Gene Ontology annotation, molecular function: serine-type endopeptidase activity. The record is from RefSeq and is a predicted model, not a curated record. The transcript has a single exon. The coding region runs from base 1 to 1119 and encodes 372 amino acids.
AUGGUGAUGACGGAAGCAUUUCCAUCAUGGUCUGAUGGUUUUGAUGAUAUGUGGGGAGUGUAUAACUUUACAUAUGCUGAGAAGGCGCCAACUAUUGUGAGGAAUGGAGCGUAUUAUUUGAUUACUGUUUGGACUGGUUUAUAUUUCCUGAUGGCACUUGCUAGUUCAUUCUUUUAUGGAAAUUAUACAGGUGAAGGAUGUCCUCGUGUAGCAGUAGCCUUAGGUUGUUUAUUUCGAGGAGUGGAUCGUUGGUACAAUGAGUUUAUUAGGAUGACUACAUGCACUAUGUUGCAUUAUACACCAUUACAUUUAAUGUUGAAUGCUUAUUCAUUCGGUUCAAGUUAUGCUAUGAUGAAGAAUUACGUUGGAGAAUAUGCACCUUGGAUUGAUUAUUGGAUUAUACCUAUUUGGUUUGCUUGUUCUGCUGUAGGUUCAUGUGUGACUUAUAGUGGUCAUCUAAAGACCGUAUCAUCAUUCAGUGUCGGAGCAUCUGGUGGUGCUUGUGGAGUAUGUAUUUUUAGCUCUUGUAUAAUAUACAUGAUACUAAUAGGAAAUGUUAGUUCAACUCCAUUGCUAUCUCAAACGGGACAAGAUAGCUUGAUUCUAAGUACUCUACAGACCAUUGCUCUUGUUAUUCUACAAUCUACACCCUUGGCUAGCAUGACGUCAGGUAAGAAGGUCGACUGGCAAGCACAUCUUGGUGGCUCUAUUGGAGGAUUUAUAGUCUCAUAUAUUUUGAACCGACUUCAUCUCACCUGGGAUCAUGGUAGUCUCAAUAGGCUUGGAGCUCUACUUACUGUACUUACCACCAUCUGGAUAGCAUUCGCUUUCUUCUGCGUCAUCAUACAAUACUCACAAAAUCAUAAAGAAAGAACCACCAACUGUUAUAUACAAUGGCUUGAACUAGAUAAAAUUGAUCUCAUCAAAUCCGAAAAACAAAGAAGACGAUGGACUCUAGGUCAUAACCAACUCAUUGAACAAGAACUCAACGCACAACCCAGGGCCAGAAGAAUCAAGGCCACAAUCGAACAACUCCAACAGGACGAAGAAUGGCGGGACUGGAGGACACACGCAUACGACCCGGACGUUGUAUACUACAACACUAGAGGAACCGUCUGA